Molecule: messenger RNA, 3276 nt
Organism: Triplophysa rosa
Lineage: Eukaryota; Metazoa; Chordata; Actinopteri; Cypriniformes; Nemacheilidae
Product: E3 ubiquitin/ISG15 ligase TRIM25-like
Exons: 7
Coding region: 75-1754 (559 amino acids)
Molecular function (GO): protein binding; zinc ion binding
Source: RefSeq, a predicted model, not a curated record
UCCAGAUAAGUGAAACUGAAACUUAAGCGCUGUUAAGGUUUGUACUCGUUUCUCUGUCCGUGUGUUUGUGAAAAAUGGCAGAAGCCAGUAUUUCUGUGGCUCAGGAUCAGUUCACCUGUUCAAUCUGUCUGGAUCUGCUGAAGAAUCCAGUGGCUAUUCCCUGUGGACACAGUUACUGUAUGGAAUGUAUUAAAGACUGCUGGAAUCAGGAAGAUCAGAAGAGAAUCUACAGCUGUCCUCAAUGCAGACAAACCUUCACACCAAGACCUGUUUUAGGUAAAAACACCAUGCUGGCUGAAGUGGUGGAGAAACUGAAGAAUACAAGACUUCAAUCUUCUCAUGUCUCUGCUCAUUGUUACGCUGGAUCUGGAGAUGUGGAGUGUGACGUCUGUACUGAGAGAAAACUGAAAGCAGUCAAGUCCUGUCUAGUGUGUCUGAACUCUUACUGUCAAAAUCACCUCGACCAGCAUGAACAUUUCUUUAAAGGUAGAAAACACAAAGUGACUGAUGCCACUGGACGACUACAAGAAAUGAUCUGCAGAAAACAUGAUAAACAACUGGAAAUCUACUGUCGUACGGAUGAGCAAUGCAUUUGUUAUUUGUGUACGAUGGAUGAACAUAAAAACCACGACACCGUGACAGCUGUGGCAGAGAGAACACAGAAACGGACAGUUUUGGUAGAGACACAAAAAAAAAUUAAUGAGAGAAUCCAGGAAAGAGAGAAGGAGCUUCAGAAGCUGAGACUGGCUGUGGACUCUCAUAAGCGCUCUGCACAGACAGCAGUGGAGGACAGUGAGAGGAUCUUUACUGAACUGAUCCGCUCCAUAGAGAGAAGACGCUCUGAGGUGACACGACUGAUCAGAGAUCAGGAAAAGACUGCAGUGAGUCGAGCUGAAGGAGUCUUGAAGCGUCUGCAGCAGGAGAUUGAUGAUCUGAGGAGGAGAGACACUGAACUGAAAGGGCAUAUGUUGGCAGCAUUCCCCAUUCACCCUCCACGAUUGCAAAAUUUCAAGUGUUUGUCUGUGGCUCCUGGAUCUUCAGAUGUUUCCAGCAUUACUGUCAGUUCUCAACUCUCUUUUGAUGAAGUGAAAAAAUCUGUUUCUGAACUAAAAGAAAAAGUGGAGGAUUUCUGCAAAGAAGAGAUUGAAAAUAUAUCUGGCAGAGCAACAAACAUUGAAAUCAUUGCUUACAAAGAACCCAAAACAAUGGAGGAGUUCCUACAAUAUUCCAGGCUGUUCUCUCUGGAUUUAAACACACCAUAUGAAUGCAUCAAGCUGUCUGAGAACAACAGUGUGGCUACAUACACUAAUACAGUCCAGCGGUAUCCUGAUCAUCCAGACAGAUUUGACUUCUGGCUGCAGGUGUUGUGUAGUGAGAGUGUGUGUGGACGCUGUUACUGGGAGGUUGAGAGGAGGGGUGGUGUGGGUAUAUCAGUGUCAUAUAAGAGCAUCAGCAGGAAGGGAUGGGGUGAUGAUUGUAAGUUUGGAUUUAAUGAUCAGUCCUGGAGAUUGUACUGCACUGACUCUAAAUGCUACUUCAUUCACAAUAGCAAAUCCACCUAUCUCACUGUAGUGUCCAGCUCCUGUAGAAUAGGAGUGUAUGUGGAUCACAGAGCAGGAAUUCUGUCCUUCUACAGCGUCUCUGACACAAUGACCCUCAUCCACAGAGUCCAGACCACAUUCACUCAUCCUCUCUAUCCUGGGUUUUGGAUCAAUUCAAACUCAUCAGUGAAACUCUGUAAUCUAAUGAAAUAGAAGAAACCAAGAUUUUUCAGCUAAUAGUGUUUUAUCACAACUUUGACCUUCAUGGUUAGUAACAGUAAGAUGUUAAAAGUCUCUUUUUUUUUAAAACCUCUUUAAUGAAACUUUUUAUCACUGCAUGUCAUUUAUUGUUCAAUAUUUCUAGUCUAGAUUGAUCUAAUUAUGGUUAUGGUGUAAGAGUUACUAUUAUACCAACAUAUUUUAUGUAGGAACAAGCAACUAAGCUUAAGAGUUUAUUCAGAUAUUUCAGGUAUGAAGUGCUGGAGCCCUUUUGUAUUUCAUUCAAAUUCAAAUUCAUUUUUUAUUUUUAUUUUGAUGUACUUUUUAUGUUUGCUUUUAAACAGUAUGAGUGUCACAUUACUAAUAUUAACACGUGUACCACCUUUAAAUAAAGGAAAUUGCCCUGCAAUUACUGUAAACAAGCGCACGUUUACAUUAAAAAACAAUGGAAAGUGCUGCAGUGCAAUAGGAAUAACGCAUUCUCAGUGAGAUUCCUUUACAGUCUCUCUUUUUCAUUCACACGCUUGUCCUGCCUCAUUAUUUUUCAGUGAUAACUUCAUUGAAGCAGCACAACGCAAAAAUGCAAUAUGUUUUGAGUAGGAGUGUGAUAUGGCUCUAUAUCAGCAUGGCUGUGAUUAGUCCAGAGGCACAAGGCCACAUGCCGAUACUGCGUAUGCAGCCCCUUCCUAGUGUUGGAAUGACAUUGGAUAGAGCCCUUUUUCUGAAGCUCAAAGAAGUGCAUCCAUCCAACAUAAAAGUAAUCCACAUGACUACACACGGGGUUAACACAUGUCUUAUAAAACGAGGUGUGAAACGAUACAUUCGUAAGUAAAACCUAUGAAUAUUUUGAGCUUAUUUAGUCAUGGAUAACAUGAGGUUGUGUGAACUAUGAAUAUAAUUGUAUUUUUGGGUGAACUAUUCCUUUAAAUACUUUUUAAAUGAUAAAUGUAAAUCCUGUGCAAAGACUGGCAAAGACUUGCUAAUGUAUGCAAAUCCAAAAAUAGACGGUCAAUAAACUUGCUGUGCCAGAAGUAACUAAACUUAGUGUGCAAAACACUAAGCAGCAUGGGCUGCCAGAUGACAAUGCGACACAAACCCAGGUCUGAUCAACCUGCGGUGGGCCUCCCUUGGCUGAGGGUGUCUUGUGAUAAAGGGCCGAAACACCCAAAUGAGGCUGAGCUGCACAACUGACGAUGUGUCGCAUAUAAUCAUUUAUCCAACAAAAACACAGAGGAUGCCUACCCGACGAACCAGUGAAACCUCAGACUUCCUUUCCUCUAUUCAUAUUCUUGACUGCAAUUGUUUGAUUAUUCAAUGCAUCCAUUAUCUGUUGCAUACUCACAGCUAUGGGUGUCCUGUAGGUGGAAGUAGUACCUCAGAAUACACACGACAAAGAAAAGAGAAGAGUUAGUAGUAGUUGUUCACAUGAUAGCUGGCGAGAAUUAAUACUGUAUUGUGUUAUUGUACGGAGCUGUGGAUGGAUCUAUGGUUGCGCAAAUGAAGGCUGGCUGAAUAA